Aspergillus lentulus is the source of this 1383-nucleotide messenger RNA. RefSeq names its product T6SS phospholipase effector Tle1-like catalytic domain-containing protein. The record is from RefSeq and is a predicted model, not a curated record. NCBI's taxonomy places the organism in Eukaryota, Fungi, Ascomycota, Eurotiomycetes, Eurotiales, Aspergillaceae.
AUGACGGACAAGGACUCCGAAUGCGGGUGUGACGACCCCCCGAGAGAGCUGGUCCUGUGUUUCGAUGGCACGGGAAAUACUUUUCGUGCAGACGGCGGCGAGAGUAACAUCCUCAAGAUCUUUCGGAUGCUAGAUCGAACCAAGCACAAUCGAUUCUGCUACUACCAACCUGGCAUUGGAUCAGACAUAACGCCCGGCUCGGUCGCUCACGCCGUCCUGCGCCCCAGCAGCAAGUCCUGGACUCCAAAGGCCUUUGACCUUGCGCUUGCGACGUCGUUCGAUCAGCACGUCAUCCGGGGCUACCGCUUCCUUGCGCGCCGAUGGGUACCAGGUGCCAAGAUCUACCUCUUUGGUUUCUCUCGAGGCGCCUACACAGCUCGCUUCCUGAACGAGAUGCUUGAUUAUGUAGGCCUUCUCUCUGCGGACAACGAGGAGCUGAUCCCCUUCGUCUGGGAGGCGUUCACGCAGUGGAAAUUCUCAGAGGGUGAGGAGCCAGAGGAGCGUCUGGGUGCAAUGAAAUGCCUCAGUGUGAGUCGGGAGACGAUGUGUCGACCCGUUGGCCAAGUCCACUUCCUGGGCUUGUUCGAUACGGUCAACAGCGUGGCCGAGUUUAACAAGGAGAGUAGCACACGGCCAAGCCCGAAGAUUAUGAGACACGCCGUCAGUAUUGAUGAGCGGAGGAUCAAAUUUCAGCCCGUACUGUUCGAGAGCAAGCUGGGCACGGGAUCACCGGACGUGAAGCAGAGCGUCAAAGACUGGAAGAAUGGGCCCGAAAACAUUUACGACUCGGACAACGACGGUGAAUCCUCGAUACUCGAGGCCGACUUUGAGGAGGUGUACUUUGCCGGAAACCAUGGCGACGUUGGAGGAGGCUGGCCGAGCAAGUCCUGGCCCACCAGCCAGAUCCCUCUGACAUGGAUGGUUCAGGAAGCCAUCAAGGCGGGGCUUACGUUCGAAAGUGACAAGCUUGAGGCACUCGGCUGCCAAGAUCCUGCAACAAGUGAAAAGGGUCAAGACAUCGUACGCCGGGCUGAGCGCGCUAAGAUCCACGAUUCCUUGGACUAUGAUAGUGGGAGACCAACUGAGGCUUUCUUCUGGAGAUUCCUGGAGUGGAUUCCCUUUAAAAGACCAAAGAUAACGCCGGAUGGUUCGGUCAAGAUGACUCGAUGGCAGGCAAGAGGUUCACGAAGGCCGCUGCCCAAAGAUGCCAAAAUUCACGGCAGCGUCAUUCGACGAUUGCGAGCCGAGCCGAGCUACCGACCGUACAAUCUGGGACUUGGGAACAAGCCAAAUGAGAUGGACAAGGCGGAAGAAGACCGAAAUAUUGGAGAAUGGAGGCAAAUCGAGAACGACGGCUUGCGUGACUAUUGGGUCAAGGUUUAG